Molecule: messenger RNA, 1581 nt
Organism: Sturnus vulgaris (Common starling)
Lineage: Eukaryota; Metazoa; Chordata; Aves; Passeriformes; Sturnidae
Gene: CELF6
Product: CUGBP Elav-like family member 6
Molecular function (GO): RNA binding
Source: RefSeq, a predicted model, not a curated record
CCCGGCGCCAUCGCCAUGAAGGACCACGACGCCAUCAAGCUGUUCGUGGGGCAGAUUCCGCGCAACCUGGAGGAGAGCGACCUCAAGCCGCUCUUCGAGGAGUUCGGCCGCAUCUACGAGCUCACCGUGCUCAAAGAUCGCUUCACCGGCAUGCACAAAGGCUGUGCCUUCCUCACCUACUGCGCCCGCGACUCUGCACUGAAGGCACAGAGUGCCCUGCAUGAGCAGAAGACACUGCCAGGGAUGAACCGCCCCAUCCAGGUGAAGCCGGCCGACAGCGAGGGCCGAGGAGAAGACAGGAAGCUCUUUGUGGGCAUGCUGGGGAAGCAGCAGAGCGAGGAUGACGUCCGCCGCCUUUUUGAGCCCUUCGGCCAAAUUGAGGAAUGCACCAUCCUCCGAGGGCCUGAUGGAGCCAGCAAAGGUUGUGCCUUUGUGAAAUAUGGCAGCCAUGCCGAGGCACAGGCUGCCAUCAACAGCCUGCACGGCAGCCAAACCAUGCCGGGCGCCUCGUCCAGCCUGGUGGUGAAGUUUGCAGACACGGAUAAGGAGAGGACCCUGCGGCGGAUGCAUCAGAUGGCGGGGCAGCUGGGCAUCUUCAACCCCAUGACCAUCCAGUUUGGCGCCUACGGGGCCUACACGCAAGCGAUCAUGCAGCAGCAGGCAGCCCUGAUGGCGGCCGCGCAGGGCACCUGCCUCAACCCCAUGGCUGCCAUCGCUGCUGCCCAGAUGCAACAAAUGGCCGCCUUCAAUGUCAGCGGGCUGGUGGCUGCCCCCCUCACCCCCUCUUCAGGUACAAGCACCCCUCCAGGGAUCAGCACAGCUCCGGUGCCCAGCAUCGCCACGCCCAUUGGGGUGAACGGCUUCAGCCCGCUGCCGCCCCAGACCAACGGGCAGCCCGCCUCCGAGACCAUCUACACCAACGGCAUCCAUCCCUACCCAGCUCAAAGCCCCACGGUGGCAGACCCCCUUCAGCAGGCCUACGCCGGCAUGCAGCACUAUGCAGCAGCAUAUCCCACAGCCUACGCUCCCAUCAGCCAAGCCUUUCCCCAGCAGGCGCCCCUCAUCCCACAGCAGCAGAGAGAAGGUCCCGAGGGCUGUAACCUGUUUAUUUAUCACCUGCCCCAGGAGUUCGGGGACGCGGAGCUCACGCAGAUGUUUUUGCCUUUUGGCAACGUCAUCUCUGCCAAAGUCUUUGUGGACCGUGCCACCAACCAGAGUAAAUGCUUUGGUUUUGUCAGUUUUGACAAUCCGACGAGUGCUCAGGCGGCCAUUCAGGCCAUGAAUGGCUUCCAGAUCGGCAUGAAGAGGCUAAAAGUGCAGCUAAAGCGGCCGAAAGACGCCAACAGACCCUACUGACCCCAGCUCAGCCUGCGGAGAGGUCGGACGUCCUGCAGUGUCUGACGACUUUCCCCUUCCCCAAGUGCAGUAUCCAAACCCGUAACUCUCUUUCUUUGCAAUACAUCCUGGAGGAGGAAGAGGAGGAGGUGAAGGAGAAAAUGGCAAAGAAGAGAGUGUUUUGGUUGUAGCUUUUCCUUUUUGAAUUUUUUCCCAAACUGGUCUUGUUUGUUGUUUAACGGGAAU